Messenger RNA from Oryzias melastigma (Indian medaka), 3788 nucleotides. RefSeq names its product macoilin 1b (gene maco1b). Gene Ontology annotation, cellular component: rough endoplasmic reticulum membrane. Gene Ontology annotation, biological process: neuronal signal transduction. The transcript is spliced from 11 exons. The record is from RefSeq and is a predicted model, not a curated record. NCBI's taxonomy places the organism in Eukaryota, Metazoa, Chordata, Actinopteri, Beloniformes, Adrianichthyidae. Bases 207 to 2252 code for a protein of 681 amino acids.
CGUCUUGGGUUUAUUGAGCCUGCGCUAACAGAAAAAGAGGAGGUUCCCGAACAGAGCCCUUUAUUUAUUUCUUUGUGUUCAGUAGGGGGGGAAUAAUAGCAGAUACAUAUACCUCAGAUAUUUAAUUUAUUAUCUUUGUUCGUAUACACAAGAAAACUGGAUAAGAUUACAGUUGUUACUCGAAGGCCACAGGCAAGGGGAGGAGGAUGAAGCGGCGCAAUGCGGACUGCAGCAAACUCCGACGGCCGUUAAAACGGAACCGAAUCACCGAGGGUAUAUACGGCAGUACCUUCCUGUACCUGAAAUUCCUGGUGGUGUGGGCUCUGGUGCUGCUGGCAGACUUUGUGCUUGAAUUCAGGUUCGAAUACCUCUGGCCGUUCUGGCUCUUCAUUCGGAGUGUGUACGACUCAUUUAGAUAUCAAGGACUGGCUUUCUCAGUAUUCUUCGUCUGUGUGGCAUUUACCUCGGACAUCAUUUGCCUCCUCUUCAUCCCGGUGCAAUGGUUGUUCUUUGCUGCCAGUACCUAUGUGUGGGUGCAGUAUGUGUGGCACACAGAGAGAGGGGUCUGCCUCCCCACGGUGUCUCUAUGGAUACUCUUUGUGUACAUAGAGGCGGCAAUCCGAUUCAAAGACCUGAAGAACUUUCAUGUGGAUUUGUGUCGACCUUUCGCUGCGCAUUGCAUCGGCUAUCCCGUGGUUACGUUGGGCUUUGGAUUUAAAAGCUACGUUAGUUAUAAAAUGCGAUUGCGGAAGCAGAAGGAGGUGCAGAAGGAAAAUGAAUUUUAUAUGCAGCUGCUACAGCAGGCUCUGCCUCCAGAACAACAGAUGCUUCAGAGGCAAGAGCGAGAAGCUGAGGAAGCAGCUAAAGGAGCUUCUGAGGCGGAGACGCUUCCAGCGACCCAGAAUGGCGCCCCGCCUAAUAAAAAGACGUCGGUGCCGCUGCCAGAGCUCGAGUAUAGAGAAAAAGGGAAAGACGGGCGAGGCGGAGGGGAGGCUAAAAAGCAACACAACAGCAACAACAUCCUUCAGCCAUCGCUGGACUCUAAAAUCCACGAGAUGGAGUAUAUGGAAAACCAUAUGAACAAGAGACUGACCACAGAACUGGACAGCACAGAGAGCCUGUUGCUAAAAGAGGAUAACAAUUCCUCCUGCUCUUCUUCGUCAUCCUCCUCCUCUAAAAAUUACAAAAACGCCAGCAGCAACGCUGCAGCACUUAAUUCUUCGCCUCGCGGCCACAGCACCACCAACGGCAGCGUGCCCUUCUCCGCGUCUUCAUCUUCUACUAACACAGCGAAAAACGACAAGAAGCACAAGUUACCGGUUGGCAAAGGGACAUCUGGAGGUUCCCACAAGGAUCCCACCGACAACUGGAUCCCCAACAACCAGCUGAGCAAGCCUGAAGCACUUGUCAGACUGGAGCAGGACAUUAAAAAGUUGAAGGCGGAUCUGCAGGCCAGCCGGCAGGUUGAGCAGGAUCUGCGCAGCCAGAUUGGUUCGCUGGGCAGCGCUGAGCGCUCCAUACGCACUGAGUUGGGCCAGCUGCGCCAGGAAAAUGAGCUUCUGCAGAACAAGCUCCACAAUGCUGUGCAGGCGAAGCAGAAAGACAAACAGACUGUGGGACAGCUGGAGAAAAAGCUGAAAGCCGAGCAGGAAGCUCGAGCCACUGCAGAAAAGCAGCUUGCUGAGGAAAAGAAGAGGAAGAAGUUGGAGGAGGCCACGGCAGCCAGAGCUGUAGCACUAGCAGCAGCAUCCAGAGGGGAGUGCACAGACACACUGCGGCGGCGGAUCACCGAGUUAGAAACAGAGUGUAAAAAAUUAACAAUGGACAUAAAGCUGAAGGAGGACCAGAUACGAGAGCUUGAAAUAAAAGUGCAGGAGCUUCAUAAGUAUAAGGAAAAUGAAAAGGACACAGAAGUGCUGAUGUCGGCACUGUCAGCCAUGCAGGACAAGACUCAACACCUGGAGAACAGCCUCAGCGCAGAGACCAGGAUCAAACUGGACCUCUUCUCUGCUCUUGGAGAUGCCAAGAGACAGCUGGAGAUCGCUCAAGGUCAGAUCCUCCAAAAGGACCAGGAGAUCAAGGACCUGAAGCAGAAGAUAGCAGAAGUGAUGGCAGUCAUGCCCAGCAUCUCCUACACAACAGACACCAGCAGCAUGACCCCUGUGGCCCCCCAUUACUCCUCAAAGUUUAUGGACACCAGCCCCUCUGGCCUGGACCCCAACGCUUCUGUUUACCAGCCACUCAAAAAGUGAAGGCUUUUUCUUCUCAUCUCUUCCUCCAUCUCUUCUCUCAGCGUUUUUACUUUUCCUGCAGGUCCCACCAUCUUGCAGCUGAGAACUUCUUCUUCUUCUUCUUCUUUUCUGUUCUCAUUUUGCCAGGUCAGAAGAAUGUUGUGUUGUGUGACUGUAUUUGUUGUAGUUAAAAACAAAAAAAAAAAACACAAAAAACAAACAAAAAAAAUGGCGGACAUCCCACAUCAGCUGUUUAGGAAAAAACCUCACAGAUUCGGGGGUGUAUCUUCGUUCUCUCUUCCCUUCCAACAUUGCAGCAGGUCUGUUUGGUCCUGGAAAGAAGCUGCUGUGACCACCACAGAUGGCAGAGCAGUUCCUGAACAGGCACCCAGACUAUUUAUCAGAAAUUGUUUUUCCUCCUAAUUUAAUUUAAAACGCAGAGGAAUGUAGUGCAAAGUUGGCACAGACUUGCUUGUUUUAUUUAUUUAUCAUCUACAGAUUUGCGUUGCUCUCUGCUGUUUUGGCGAGUGGUGGCUCCUCAUGGUUUUUGGGACGUUUAAUAGCUAAAAAAAUUGGGACAAAAAUUUUCUCCAAGAGUAGAACGUUGGAGCAAAUGACUGAUUUUGUUGUGAUCAGAGCUGACAGAUGCAGCGUCUCUGUGCUCCUCAUUCUUGUGUUCAUCACAGUGCCUUGAGUUGAAGACGCAUAAAUUACAUUUCAAUUCUUCAAAAUUUGUUUCCAAAGUUCUCCCCUGAUGGGACGAUGAAACUCAAAAGUUUGCUUUGAAUCUUCAUAUAAACAGCUAUUGACACAGCAAAGCCACCACAGUCAGCAGCUCAUUUCAUGUCCUAACAGGAGCUCCGGCGUUGAGCUGUAAAACGGACCAGAUUUAAUGCUCCAGAUGACACCCUCGUAUUAAUCCUCCACUCGAGUUCGUGUGCCAAGACAGGAAUGCCCGUUUCUCUAGCGAUGUAUUCAAGAAUGUACAUGCAGAAACAUUGACUGACAUGUUAGUCGAAUAUCCAGCUGAAUUCUUGCUUCAUGGAAGUCCUCGUAAAGCGGUCAAAGAAAGUGGUCAGCUGUUCGUUCGUAGGCUGUGUAGUAAAAAAGAAGUACGGGAGUUAGGAAGUCACAUUUCUUUUCGUGAAUGUUACAGUAUUUGCAACGUUGGGUAAGUCGGUGUUUUAAAGCAGUUUUUGCGUACUCCUGUUUCUGGUAUUAAUCGUUUAGUUCUUGCAGGGAGAAAGAAUCUGCUCGAGUCAGAUUUGGUUUCACCGUCACCUCCAAUGGUCAUUGUUGUGCGUGUGGUUUUUUCACCUUCUUUAAAUGGAGAAGCUUUCUUUGCUCAGAUCGCCGUUGUUGGCCUCCUGAAAAUGUUGUGACAAUUACAAUUUAGCCAGUUGUUCAGUCAACCGAUUGUUGGAAGUAUUGAGAAGUGUUUUGUUUGUUUUUUUGUUUUCAAUGCCCACAGUCACUGUUCCCCCAGGUCUGACCUUGGCUGCGCUCUCGCUCUGUGAGGUUUACAAGGAAUAAAAAGUUUUUCUCUUGCAAAAAAAA